AUGACAGAAUGCAAAGUCUGGCGAAAUCCUUUAAAUCUGUUCAGAGGAGCUGAGUAUAAUCGGUAUACAUGGGUAACAGGGAGAGAACCUUUGACUUACUACGAUAUGAAUCUUUCAGCACAGGACCAUCAGACCUUCUUUACAUGUGACACGGAUCAUUUACGGCCUGCAGAUGCUAUAAUGCAAAAAGCCUGGAGAGAGAGAAACCCCCAAGCCCGAAUUUCUGCAGCACAUGAAGCUUUGGAAUUGAAUGAGUGUGCUACUGCCUAUAUUCUUUUGGCUGAAGAAGAAGCAACAACAAUUGUGGAAGCAGAGAAGCUGUUCAAGCAAGCUCUGAAAGCUGGAGAGGGCUGUUACAGACGCAGUCAGCAGUUACAGCAUCAUGGUGCCCAGUAUGAAGCCCAACACAGAAGGGACACCAAUGUGUUAGUUUAUAUUAAGAGGAGGCUGGCAAUGUGUGCAAGAAAGCUGGGAAGGACCAGGGAAGCAGUGAAAAUGAUGAGAGAUUUGAUGAAGGAGUUUCCUCUGCUGAGCAUGUUUAACAUCCAUGAAAACCUGCUAGAGGCUUUGUUGGAACUGCAAGCGUAUGCAGAUGUCCAGGCAGUCUUAGCAAAGUAUGAUGAUAUAAGCUUACCAAAAUCAGCAACAAUAUGUUACACAGCUGCAUUGCUCAAAGCCAGAGCUGUCUCUGACAAAUUUUCUCCAGAGGCUGCCUCAAGGCGAGGGCUGAGUACUGCAGAGAUGAAUGCAGUAGAAGCUAUUCACAGAGCAGUAGAAUUUAAUCCACAUGUGCCAAAAUAUCUACUAGAAAUGAAAAGCUUAAUUCUGCCCCCUGAACAUAUUCUGAAGAGAGGGGACAGUGAAGCAAUAGCAUAUGCUUUCUUUCAUCUCCAACACUGGAAAAGAGUAGAGGGGGCAUUGAAUCUCUUGCACUGCACAUGGGAAGGCACUUUCAGAAUGAUCCCCUAUCCACUGGAAAAAGGACAUCUUUUCUAUCCUUACCCUAUUUGUACAGAAACUGCAGAUAGAGAACUACUACCAUCAUUUCAUGAAGUUUCAGUUUACCCCAAGAAAGAGCUUCCCUUCUUCAUCCUCUUCACUGCUGGACUAUGUUCUUUCACAGCCAUGCUAGCCCUCCUGACACAUCAGUUCCCAGAGCUUAUGGGGGUCUUCGCAAAAGCUUUUCUCAGCACCCUCUUUGCCCCUUUAAAUUUUGUGAUGGAAAAAGUAGAGAGUAUCCUGCCCUCCAGUCUGUGGCACCAGCUGACGAGGAUCUGAGGGAGCACGCCCGCUGACUGACUGCCAUGACAUCUUCUGUGCCAACUUUUUGUUGACCACAAGAAAGCAUGAUAAAAAAGGGAAGCAGUUCUAAGACUUAAAAACUCUUCAUGGAUUGUCUGUUCUCAUAUAAAAUCUGUUUUGUUGUACAAAAUACAUUGAUGUUAGGUUCUAUUAUAUUUUGCCUUCAGAAGAGAAAAACUUAAAAAUAAACUUUUGUGUAUUG
Molecule: messenger RNA, 1504 nt
Organism: Leptosomus discolor (cuckoo roller)
Lineage: Eukaryota; Metazoa; Chordata; Aves; Leptosomiformes; Leptosomidae
Source: RefSeq, a predicted model, not a curated record